Molecule: messenger RNA, 2502 nt
Organism: Myzus persicae (green peach aphid)
Lineage: Eukaryota; Metazoa; Arthropoda; Insecta; Hemiptera; Aphididae
Product: zinc finger protein Noc-like
Exons: 2
Coding region: 283-1887 (534 amino acids)
Biological process (GO): negative regulation of DNA-templated transcription
Cellular component (GO): nucleus
Source: RefSeq, a predicted model, not a curated record
UCCCGUCCGCACAGGCGUUCAGCAGUUCCCGUCUGACGUUCUUACCGUUCGCACUCUGUUCGUCGUGUUUGUGCUGUGUGAUUUAUUAUUAUUAUUAUUUUUUUUUUUUGUGAUCGCCCGAAGUGUUUUGAAUAUUCAACUUUCCGUCACGCCUUAUAACAAUAAUACUGCAUUUUUUUAUUUUUAUUAUUAAUUGAAAGAAGAAAACGUUUGUUGGUUUUUUUUCUUAUCCGAGUACGACGUUUCGGUUCGAAGUGUGUUUCAACCGUUUGGCCGUUUACUAUGGCAAUCAUGGACUCGAAUCCGGAGAGCAAUCAGUACCAGUAUAUUCAAGACACUUCUUUAGCUUCGUUGGACUCCAAGACGAGCCCACUUGCCAUGUUGGUGAGGACCUGCAGUCAAAUCGGCGCCGAUCCACCGAUGGCGGCCACCGCUAAGUCGAAAAAACCCGCCGCCGCCGCCGCCCCUGUUUCGGCUAUAGCCUCCGCCGCCGACCGGCCACACAGCGCGUCACCGGCCUCCGCGGCCGUGGCAUACUUGGGCCACGGCGCCGCUAAGCACCAUCGGACUAACAUCAACAACAAUUACAUGGAGGAGACUCCCAAACCGGCAAAGUUAAACUUUAAACCGUACGAGAACACCGUGUCGACACCGUCACCGCAUCACCAUCUGCAGCACGCCGUACAUCACCAACAUCAUCACCCUUCGCCCUACGGUCUGCAUCAGCUGCAUUCCAACCAUCACAGUAGCAAUAACAAUAACAACAACAACGACGACGAAAGUCGGCCAAAGAGCAGUAGCUCGGAAGAAAAUGGCAACAGUGCGAGCCACGGCAAGAAGCGCAAGUCCGCUUCGCCACGUGACGAAUAUGGUGGCACGCACCACAAGAGCAGCCGUCGGUCGUCAUCUUCGGCUUCUUCGUCUGAAACCGCGGCAGCCGCAUCCACCGCCUCCACAGCCACCGACCCGUCCACUAACCCCAUCAUACGGUCCGGUCUGGAAGUGAUGCACGGCGCCACGGCCAAAGCGUUCUGCCCACCGCCACCGAUGCCCGCCCACUCGCCGUACAAACCGCAUGACCCGCUGGCCGCCUUCCGUCACACGUACCUACCCGGCGCCCCGUGGAUGCCGGCUGCCGUCUCUCUGGCCGCGGCCGCAGCGGGCAAGGCGUCUCCGUCGUCCGACUGCAAGGACCCUAUGUGCGGCGGCUCAGCCUCCGGUUGUGGCCAGCAGCAGCAGCAUGCGGCUGCCGCGGCCGCGCUGGCGUUCGCCACCCAGUACCAUCCGAUGAUGGCCGCGGCCGGCGCUUGUCCAGCCGGUUGCGUGCAGUGCGACCACCAGCGAUACCUGUCCUCGCUGAUGGCCGCCGCGUCCGUACCCGCGUUCUACGCACCUGUGGCCCGCCCGUACACGUGCAGCUGGGUGAUUCCCGGCGGCCACAUGCAGUCGUCGUCGCCGGCCGCCGCCACCGAAGCGGCCACCGGGGCCUCGCUGUGCGGCAAGAGCUUCAGCACGUCCGACGAACUGUUGCAGCACAUCCGCACGCACACGUCUGCCGGCGGUAGCGCCGUCUCCGCGGCCGCUUGCAUGGCCGCCGGCGCCGCGGGUCCGAUGUCGCCCACCACGGCGGCCGCGUUCUCCGCCUACAAUAGCCACCUGUCCCGGCACUUGUUCCAUCACCCGUCCGCGGCCUCAGCUUACGGCAAACCGCCAUCCAUGAUGCCGCCAUCGCCGUACAGCGCGUUCAACCCGACGGCCGCGUACUGCUACCCGCCGCCGUCCGCGGCCGCAGCAGCCGCCGCGGCGUACCAUCACCAUCACCAGCAGCAGCAACAGCAUCUGUACUCGCCCCGCGGCGACACGUCUGCCGCCACCGUCAGCCGUUAACGUCAGCAACGUUUGCACAACAAUUUAUUUUUAUUUUUACAUCAUCGAUAUAUAGUGACACUGUGAUAGCCGCUUAUAUUGUAUAUUAUUAUUAUUAAUCGUCUGGCAUACCGAUCGGCAAAUAUCGAUAAAUGUGCGACACGACGUUUUUCUCACUCACUCUCUCUCUCUCUCUCUCUCCCUCAAUAUCCGAACGACACUUUAAUGUAAUUCGUUUUGUUAUAUUAUUAUUACUACCAUUAUCAAUUACAAUCAUCAUCCUCGUAUGACGGGUAUGCUUGGUAGGUACCUACCUACCUAUACUAUACUUACAAUUCGUCUUUUUUUGCCCACCCGCGGGGGGGGGGGGACUCGAGAGCGAUACACGGUUUGUGUGUGUGCGCGGGUGUAUGUAUAUUAUAAAAAUGUGAUGUAUUUUAUUUAAUUUAUUAUUUCGUGUAAUUAUUAUUAUCAUAUAAUGUGACCCUCCUCGGUCUUGCAGGAUACGAUAUAAUGAUUUUUUUUUUAUUAUUAUUAUUGUGUUUUUUUUUUCAAAAUUUUUUUUCGUUAAUUAUUGUAGACGCGUCGCAUGCAAUGCCACCGCACCAACACUAUAAUACUACUCUAUUGAUUUAC